Molecule: messenger RNA, 651 nt
Organism: Entamoeba nuttalli P19
Lineage: Eukaryota; Evosea; Mastigamoebida; Endamoebidae
Exons: 1
Source: RefSeq, a predicted model, not a curated record
UCUGCUCAAUAUUUGAGACACUGUAUGUAUUUUGAUGAAGAGUGUAAGAGAAUUAGUUCUUGUGAAUUUAUUCAGUUGAAUACUUGUUUGUCUAUUCCAAACCCUAAAAAUACAAUUGAAUAUUUUUAUUCAAAAACUGUUCAAAAAGAGAAUGAAAUUAUUAAUUAUCAGUUUAGUUCAAAUGGACUUUGUCUUAAUGAAAGUUCUAUUCCAAAUCAAGUUAAUACAAUAAAACAAUUAGGAGUUUGUGUUGCUGAUAAAUCUAUAUAUAUAAUAGAUACUAUUGUUGAUCAACUUGAUAACAUUGAACAAGGAGCUGUAGGUUAUUUAAGUAAUACAACACUUGUAUUUUCUAAUGACAAUGAAACUAAACCAUGUUCAAUGUUAUCAACAAUUCAAGUUAUUUAUAAUUCAUGUGUUGAAGUAAUGGAAGGAACAUAUUCAAAAGCUAGUGUUAUUAAUAAUACACUUACGUUACAAACAUUUAGAGAUAAAGAAUGUGUAAAUUUAGCAAUGACAAAUAUUGAAAGUCCAUGUGGUUUAUGUAUAAAAGAAUAUUUUGGAAAUGAGUUAAUAAGAUAUGUAAAUGUUAAUUGUUACAAAAAAGAAGAAAAGAAUGACACAUUACCAAAACAACAAAAAGAGUUAUAA